UCCUGUGAUACAAAUUCCUCUCAGCACCGUGUCCACACCCUGGAGUGAGCCAGAGGUCCGGCUGUAGCUCGGCCGCUGAGCCAGUCGCUGAUGCAAUCCGCAGCAGAGCGCUCCCGGCUCUCCAUCUUCCGCGAGUCCCGACCCUGAGCGCCACGUGUCACGCCGCACGAGCGCCUGCUCCAGAGGAGACUCACAUUUGCACUCAGGAGCUGGAACCGCGAGCAAUGAAGGACUGCAGUAAUGGAUGCUCCGCGCCGGUUGCUGGAGAAAGAGGACCAGAAGAAGUGGCAGAGACUUUUAGGGCCAAAGACCUCAUCAUCACACCAGCCACUGUCUUAAAAGAGAAGCCUGAUCCCAGCUCUCUGGUGUUUGGAGCUACGUUUACUGACCACAUGCUGACUGUGGAGUGGUCGUCCGCGUCUGGAUGGGGGAAACCUCACAUUAAGCCGUUUGAGAACUUGUCCAUACAUCCCGCUGCCUCCGUUUUGCACUAUGCCGUGGAACUGUUUGAAGGCUUGAAGGCUUUUCGGGGAGUUGAUAAUAAGAUCCGAUUGUUCCGGCCGGACCUCAACAUGAGUAGAAUGUGCCGCUCUGCUGCGAGGACCACGCUGCCGGUGUUUGACAAGGAGGAGCUCCUAGAAUGCAUUCUUCAGCUUAUCCAGAUAGACCAGGAGUGGGUCCCCUACUCCACCUCUGCCAGCCUCUACAUCCGACCCACGUUCAUCGGAACUGAGCCGUCUCUUGGAGUCAAGAAGCCUUCCAAAGCCCUGCUUUUUGUGAUCCUGAGCCCCGUGGGACCUUAUUUUUCUAGUGGAUCCUUUACUCCGGUGUCCCUGUGGGCCAAUCCAAAGUAUGUCAGAGCCUGGAAAGGUGGGACUGGAGACUGCAAGAUGGGCGGCAAUUACGGAGCCUCCCUUCUGGCGCAGUGCGAGGCUGUGGAGAACGGCUGUCAGCAGGUCCUGUGGCUGUACGGCGAGGACAACCAGAUAACUGAAGUAGGCACAAUGAAUCUUUUCCUCUACUGGAUAAACGAAGAUGGAGAGGAAGAGCUGGCAACCCCUCCACUAGAUGGCAUCAUUCUCCCGGGGGUGACGAGGCAGAGCAUCCUGGAACUGGCACAGCAGUGGGGCGAGUUUAAGGUAUGUGAGAGACACCUCACCAUGGACGGCCUGGCCACUGCCCUGGAGGGGAACAGAGUGAAGGAGAUGUUCGGCUCCGGGACAGCCUGCGUGGUCUGCCCAGUUUCGGAUAUUCUGUACCAGGGCCGGAUGCUGCACAUCCCAACGAUGGAGAAUGGCCCCAAGCUUGCGAGUCGCAUCCUUGGAAAGCUGACUGAUAUCCAGUAUGGCAAGGUCGAGAGCAACUGGACAAUCGAGUUACCCUGAUGGCAGAGCUCAGGGCAUCGGUGACGGGGUGCCACAGAAGACCGACUCCUGUCCUCCAGCUGGGACCACCUGUGACUAGCUUUGCACAUUGUAGUUGCGUUGUUCACGUGUUACCAAACGAGAAAAUUGCCAGUGUUACAUGUCACCUGUAAACAUGAUAGUAAUUGAUAACUGUACCUUUCCUAGGAAAGAUAUUAAUGAAUAAUGUCUCCCCUCACCCUGUACCAGAUCCUUAGUAGGAGAAUGGGUUUCCCAGCCAGUGAGGUGUCUGUGUUGGAAGGGCUGCUGGGGAAAUGUCACAGGUGGCCUUCCCUGACUCAUGGGCACCCCAGAGAGGCACUCUUUGUCACUUUUGCUGGUGAGGUUCUUUUAGUUUUUUUUUUGUUUGUUUGUUUUGGUUGUUUGUUUUUGUUUAUUUGUUUAUUUCUAAUUGGGGCUCCCGUAGUCCUACUGGCCUGGUACUGCCCAAUGCCCGUCCAGGGUUGGUCUCAGACACAGAGCAGCCUCCCUGUCCCACUCAGCCUUCUGGAUGCUGGGGUGAUUGACAGGUGCCCUGCCUUGACUUUAGUCUUUUUUUUUUUUUUCUUUCUUUCUUUUUUUUUUUUUUUUUUUUGCUUUAGUCUUUUAAUCAAAAGUUUGGUUACCUGGAUUUCUUUUCUCCAUGCUUCUGUAGGUCCCUGAGUCCACAUAAAGGUGCACAGGUGGCUCUGUCCCCUCUUGUUAUCGUAGUCUGCACUAAUCUCACUGAAGGUGUCUGAGGCCGUUGUCCACACUGUCCUUUUUACGUCACAAUAACUGGCUGCUCACUGUGCUGCUAUGAGACUAGGGGUCCUGUGCCUUCUAGAUCUUUGCAUCCUCAAAGCCCAGCACAUAGUAGGUAUUUUCAGUACAUGUUUACUAUAAGAAUGAACAUAGAAGUGUACUUUCUGUCUCUCCAUGCUGAAACCCUUUUGGAAGCCAUGCCUGAUAUGGGCAGCAUGUAGCAGUAUUUACCUCAGGCUGCAGAUCUUGUCCAUGGAGUCCUCCAGGCAGCAUGGUCAGUUGGAAGAACUGUCUUAUGUUUUCAGAUUAUCUUGGAAUUGAAGGAUUGUCCUGGAAAGAUGAGUACCAGCCACAUGGAAAUGACAGAUGCUCUACAUUAAGUGUUAAAUGCCAAAUAAAGGGGCAGGUCGGGAGAUAAA
Messenger RNA from Apodemus sylvaticus (European woodmouse), 2566 nucleotides. RefSeq names its product branched chain amino acid transaminase 1 (gene Bcat1). Gene Ontology annotation, molecular function: branched-chain-amino-acid:2-oxoglutarate transaminase activity. The record is from RefSeq and is a predicted model, not a curated record. Gene Ontology annotation, cellular component: mitochondrion. NCBI's taxonomy places the organism in Eukaryota, Metazoa, Chordata, Mammalia, Rodentia, Muridae. Gene Ontology annotation, biological process: L-valine biosynthetic process; L-leucine biosynthetic process. The transcript has 11 exons. The coding region runs from base 225 to 1385 and encodes 386 amino acids.